Messenger RNA from Acytostelium subglobosum LB1, 1116 nucleotides. RefSeq lists its product as hypothetical. The record is from RefSeq and is a predicted model, not a curated record. Bases 1 to 1116 code for a protein of 371 amino acids. The transcript has a single exon. NCBI's taxonomy places the organism in Eukaryota, Evosea, Eumycetozoa, Acytosteliales, Acytosteliaceae.
AUGUAUAAUCUACCGACAACACUCACUCAGCUCACCUUUGGAGAUUCAUUUAAUCAACCGAUUGAGCCAGGCUCGUUGCCGCCCAAGCUCAUCUCGUUGACGUUCGGAUCACAUUUUGAUCAAGUGAUUAUUGCCGGUGCGCUACCGAGCACUCUCAAGACUUUGACUUUGGGCAUUCACUUUGAUCAAGUUAUCCAUCCUAGCACAUUGCCCAACUCAACACUGUUGAUGUUUAAUUAUUGUGUUAAACCGAUCAUCGCGCACUCACUACCAACGUUACUCACUGAGCUCACCUAUGGAAAGAGGAGCCAACGCCCAGUACCCUCCAGCUUUCAGUUGCUCAAUCCCUCUUCACUUCCACGAUCACUCACGAGUCUGCGCUUGGGUGGAGAGUUCAACCAAGAGAUGAUGGACGAUGUCUUCCCAACGAAUCUAAGGACAUUGACCUUUGGCUCUAAGUUCAAUCAGCCAAUAGGCUUCAUUCGCUUGUUGCCCAAUCUGACAUCGCUGACCUUUGGCAAUUGCUUCUCUCAGCCAUUGAGCAAAGAUUGCUUCCCACCCUCACUCAAGACUUUGGGUCUGAGCUUCGGUCGUCCACUCAAUCCCAACACUAUCCCAGACAGCCUGACAUCACUUGUGUUGGGAAAUAACAUCACAGUGAAUGAUGGACGCGACCUCAACAAUGUAACGAACCUGGCGGUGUCCAGUCAGACGCAUCUUAAUAUCAAUGUCAAGGGUUCAUCAGUCAAGAACUUAACGACAAGGUAUCGACUCAACUCCAACCGCAGAGGGACCAGACUCUUGGGCACAUGUCCACAUCUUGACACACUAUUGGAGUGGGUAGAUUGUCUUCCAGCAGACGAAUCAGGAGAGGAGAGAUCUUGGUCGACCAAGAUUGGAAUGUGUCCCAGCAAUGUUACAACAUAUAGAUUGAUGGUCAAUUCCAAAAAGAUGAUCAUCCACAUGCGACGUAUUGAUUCCAGUCACACAUUGGUCAUCCACUCACCAAUGCCCAAUGACAUUGAUGCCAAUCGACAUGAUCAUCUUGUUGUAGAUCCUCCAAGUCUAAUGCCCACCCAAAGUGGUUCACUCAAUGUUCAUUUCCUGCGCAGGUAA